Messenger RNA from Pichia kudriavzevii, 2469 nucleotides. RefSeq lists its product as uncharacterized. The transcript has a single exon. Bases 1 to 2469 code for a protein of 822 amino acids. The record is from RefSeq and is a predicted model, not a curated record. Gene Ontology annotation, molecular function: monoacylglycerol lipase activity. Lineage: Eukaryota; Fungi; Ascomycota; Pichiomycetes; Pichiales; Pichiaceae.
AUGGCUCUAAAGAGAGAAACAGAGAGGGGGGAGGUGACGGCAACAGUAACGGCAACGGCAAUGGUGACGGAGACGGAGACAUUGACAACAGAUACGGGGAUGGAGACACCUCUUGACGUUCUCUAUAGAAACACGCAGGCCUUACAUGUGGGGGAUGUUCAUCGGUUCAUAAUCACCUACACUCCAACGGACAUCACCAAAGAAUUGGGAUCACAUCUUUACAUCAAAAUAAAGAAUACGGAAAACGUUCUCAUGAAUUCGGCCCUCUUGACAGGCCCAUAUAUGCUCUACUGUGAUAUACGCUCGCAGGAAUACACCCAUAAGAAGAAAUGUUUUGUUUCGGAUGAUCAACCUGUCUACGAUCCAAAUAUCAUCCCGGGGAACUCCUUGGUCCAUAGACUGACACUCAACAGAUUGAAGGAUAAGUAUACAUGGUACGUGGAUGUUAUAUCUCAGAUUGUAUUCAGCACCUCAGCAGAGAUCAACUUUGAGAUAGUCAUUGCUAAAUCAGAGGCUGCCCUCUCGAGCUCCUCCGUGAACCACCUGAAAAACUCAAAUUAUUAUCCACAAUGUUUACACAUACAACACCUAACAACAUUGGAUAUAUGGAACAAACCUCCUCAAUCUUCUACGGAUCCCAUCCAUUUGGUCAUACUGACCCAUGGAUUACACUCCAAUACUUCUGCCGAUUUGUUCUAUAUGAAGGAACAGAUUGAAGAAAUGGCUUCAAGUACCGGUGAAAAUAUCGUCAUACGAGGAUAUUUUGGAAACGUUUGCAAAACAGAACGGGGGAUAAAGUACCUUGGUAGAAGAUUGGCCGAAUUUGUUGUCAAUGAGUCAUUAAAAGGGCUAGAUGUAUCCAAAGUUAAAAAGGUUUCGUUUAUUGCGCAUUCAUUGGGUGGGCCCGUUCAAACGUUUGCAAUUUCCUACAUUAACUACAACUAUCCUGAGUUUUUCCAAAAUAUUGCCCCGGAGAAUUUCAUUACACUGGCUUCCCCGCUAUUGGGAAUCUCAAACGAAAAUCCCGCUUAUGUCAAGGUGUUUUUGAAGUUCGGUAUCGUGGGCAAAACUGGUCAGGAUUUGAACUUGGAUGGUGCUGAGCCCUUACUGCUCUUGCUACCCUCAGAACCAACAAGGAAGAUCUUGAAACGCUUCAAGAGAAGAACAGUGUAUGCUAAUGUUUUGAAUGAUGGUAUUGUACCAUUGAGGACGAGUGCUCUGUUAUACCUUGACUGGAAGGCUUUAACAAAAAUUUACGAAACUCUACAUAAUGGGGAUAGCUCCAAUAUGAAGAGAAACGAUAUGAAUGAAACAGGUGAAAUUCCAGUGGAGAUGAACAAGGAAAUGGAUAACGCUGAAAAUAUUGAAGUUGGUACCAACUUGGCAUCUUCAAUCAAAUCCAAGUUUCAAUCAACACUUGGGUUUUGUUUCCCCAACAUGCAAGCCUCCAAAACAACUCAAAAGUACAACUAUUUCCAAACAACAGAAGACACCGUGCCAGAAAAUGACAAUGGCCGAUUAGAUCUAACCCGGGAAUCGAUGACGCCAAUUCCAAGAUCCUCUGUACUGUCUUCUCUUAGAAAAGUUUUGCUGCCUCCAUCUCCCUCUCCUAAGUAUAUCAACGACCCUAAGAGCCGUGAUAAUGUCAUACUCCAUGAUAAGAUUUACACUCCCGAUAUGAUCCCGAAAUCUCAUACGGUAUUAUCCAAAAAUGUGAUUAUAUCACAUUUAACACAGAAUAAAAGGCACCGAUUUUUUGAGGAAAAAAUCGCCAGGAGAUGGCAUCAAGGAAUGACCUGGAAAAAGGUUUUAGUCAACUUACAGCCCGAUGCACAUAAUAAUAUGAUUGUCCGAAGAAGAUUUGCAAAUGCAUACGGAUGGGGGGUUAUCGACCAUUUGGUUGAAACCCAUUUCAGCAACGAUUGUUUCAAGGGGGCGGAUCUAGAACAAUGGGAGUACAAGAAAAAAAUAGAUGACAACAUCGAGUUGGACGAAGCAGAACUCAAGCACCUGAAUUCCCAACUUGGCAAGGUCAUAGACCGUGAAUACCUCAAGCAAAAUACAGUCCAUACACCAUGCAGACUAAAGAAAAUCUUCUCAGAUUCUUCAUCUCCAUCUCCCUCCGAUCCCGACUGUAAAGCCAGACAUAACGAAGAUAAAGAGGUUACUCGCACAAAGGGGUCUGAGUUAUCACAGCAUUAUAAGGACACCCCCAAUGGAGAAGUAAAUGAGCAUGAAGCCGUCUCAGUAUAUUCUGGUACUUCGUCUGCAAUUAACGAUGGUGCUUGGUUGAACGAAACGGAAAGCGGUUACUAUGAUGGACCUACUGGCAUGAUCAAUACAGUAAACGAGUGGAAGGAUAAUAUGUUAUAUCCUAAAAGCAAUGGACGUGGCACAGACAGUAAAAAUGCAGUUCCACCAGCCAUCGAAAGGAAUGAAUGUAGCACAUAUUUUUUCGAAAAUGUGUAA